Molecule: messenger RNA, 609 nt
Organism: Vigna radiata var. radiata (mung bean)
Lineage: Eukaryota; Viridiplantae; Streptophyta; Magnoliopsida; Fabales; Fabaceae
Exons: 2
Coding region: 1-609 (202 amino acids)
Source: RefSeq, a predicted model, not a curated record
AUGAUACAUAAGCCUCUCCUUUCACAAGACCAGGCAAGGGAACAAAAUGAACAGAAGCUCUCAAGAAUGCUUCGUGGAAUUUGUGGUUCUUUCGUGAGUGGUACUUUAAACUGGUUAGCAUAUCCGAAAUCCCGCGCUGGUGAUGAUGAACGAGGAGGAACUAAAAUGAAUGAGUUAGAAAUAUUUUCUUACGAUCUAAAGAAGGAGAUUUGUAGCUAUUUCUGUAUGCCUGAUGAGAUUUUAGAAGUUAGUCCUGUUGGGGCUGCGCUUGAGGUUUUGAAUGGUUGUCUGUGUCUUUCUCAUUAUCAUGAGAAUGAUUUUGUUGUGUGGAUGAAGAGGGACUUUAAGGAUGAAAAAUCUUGGUCAAAGUUGCUGAAUUGUAAGAAUUAUCCUUCGAGUUGUUGCUGCUGUCCUCGUUACAUGGACAUCAUUUGUAUGCGUGAGAAUGAUGAUGUCGUGCUGAUUGCAGACGCAGGUUUCGAAUCAGCAUUUAUUUGGUGUAACAUCAGAGACAAUAGAAUGGAGGGUAGUGAAAUUUACAACGAUGACAAAUUUAAUCUUUCCUCUUAUGAUUAUGUUCAUAGCUUGGUUUUGCCGUAUAAGAUUUAA